AAGCUCAGGGUCAGUUUUAUCUUCCUUUAUUGCAAAACAACAAUGAGUAAGGGAAUUUAUCCCUCACUAUAAAAAAGAGAUGCAUUAACACACAGAGACUGAAGCUACAUACCUGCUCCAUAAGCCAUCUUUGAUAACAGCUUUUUGACUUUCACACUUAGUCAGUGAAAAGAAGAUGAAGUGCAUCGCGCUCUUUCUUGUGUUGUCGCUGGUCGUCCUCAUGGCUGAACCCGGAGAGUGUAUUUGGGGGAUGCUUUUCAAAGGAGCCAUUCACGUCGGCCGAAUGAUCCAUGGUCUUAUCAAGAGGAGACGCGGCGAGACCGAGGAGCAAGCGCUGGAACGUGUGUUUGAGCGAGAGAGAGCUUUUGCCUGAGUCUAAGACGGUCCAACUGAAUGAGCCACUCUGAAACUUUGUUUUGGAUAAAAGAAAUGCUUCUUGCUUUUUAACAUAACAAAAAGAUCUGCCUCACUGCCAUUCAUCAUGUCAUUUUGAAUAAAUAUGCUAUCUGCAAUGCGAAAAAGUA
Sander lucioperca (pikeperch) is the source of this 524-nucleotide messenger RNA. RefSeq names its product pleurocidin-like peptide WF3. Gene Ontology annotation, biological process: defense response to bacterium. NCBI's taxonomy places the organism in Eukaryota, Metazoa, Chordata, Actinopteri, Perciformes, Percidae. Bases 176 to 373 code for a protein of 65 amino acids. The transcript is spliced from 4 exons. The record is from RefSeq and is a predicted model, not a curated record.